This is a messenger RNA of Medicago truncatula (barrel medic), 2724 nucleotides long. RefSeq names its product exocyst complex component EXO84A. The record is from RefSeq and is a predicted model, not a curated record. NCBI's taxonomy places the organism in Eukaryota, Viridiplantae, Streptophyta, Magnoliopsida, Fabales, Fabaceae. Bases 159 to 2432 code for a protein of 757 amino acids. The transcript has 7 exons. Gene Ontology annotation, cellular component: exocyst. Gene Ontology annotation, biological process: exocytosis; Golgi to plasma membrane transport; intracellular protein localization.
UAUUAGAUCAUUCGAUAUCUAUUGUGAUGGAUUCUUCUAAUUCAAUCUUAUAUAAAAGGAUUUCUUAUUUGUAAUGUUAUAUUGCAUGAAAGCAUGCAUAUAUUCGUAUAAUAUUGUAACGCAUUACAAUAUCACAGAAGAAGAGAGAUCAAAUCAAUAUGUCAAUAAUGGAUCAAUCACCUUUCACGACUCCAAGAGGAUCCCUUUCAUCAAGCAUUGGUAACGCUGCUGAACUUGAAGCCAAUCUCACUCUCAGUGAUAAGCUCAGGGUUUUCAAAAGUUCUUCCUUUGAUCCCAGUGCCUAUGUUGCUUCCAAAUCUCGCAGCAUGAACGAGAAGGAGAUAAGACAUUUGUGUGCUUAUCUUGUUGACCUUAAGAAGGCUUCUGCAGAAGAAAUGCGCAAAAGUGUUCUUGCUAAUUACUCUUCCUUCAUUCGUACAUCCAAAGAGAUUUCAGAUCUUGAGGGAGAGCUUCUUUCCAUGAGAAACCUUUUAUCUAACCAAGCUGCAUUGGUUCAUGGUUUAGCAGAAGGGUGUCAACUCGGUUCCUUGGUGACCGGAAACGAAGAUUCAGACAUGGAUGAUAUAAUAAAUGAGAAAACAGAUAUAUCAAAAACAGAAAAAUGGCUAAUAGGAUAUCUUGAAACCCUUAAUGUCCUAUUGGCUGAGAAAAGAGUGGAUGAAUCCAUGGUAGCUUUAGAGGAAGGAGAAAAAAUGGCUAAAGAAAUUAAACAAGGGAAAACUUUAAGUCCGAGUUUAUUUCAAGCACUUCAAAAUGCCAUUACUGAACACAGACAAAAACUAGCUGAUCAACUAGCAGAAACAAUCUGCCAACCAUCAACUCGGGGCACGGAGAUUCGAACAACGGCAUUAGCAUUGAAAAAUCUCGGGGACGGUCCUCGUGCUCAUACGCUACUACUUAAAUCACACAGAAAAAAAUUGAAACGUAACAUGCAAAGUCUCGAGUCGACAACUUAUGGAGGAGUUAGUGCAUACACUGCAUCAAUUUCACACCUUGUUUUUUCAACCAUUUCACAAGCAGUAUCAGAUUCUUUGACAAUUUUUUCUGGUGAAGAACCUGCAUAUACUUCUGAGCUAGUAACUUGGGCAGUAAGACAAGCCGAAACUUUUUCGCUUCUCCUUAAGAAACAGAUUCUCGCCUCAAUAGCUGCAACAGGAGGUCUUAGAAUUGCAUCUGAAUGUGUUCAUGUUUGCCUUAGUCACUGUCAUCUUUUAGAGGCUAGUGGAAUGGCACUUUCACCUGUGUUACUUAAACAUUUUAGACCAUUUGUUGAGCAAGCACUUAACACAAAUUUGAAAAGAAUUGAACAAAGUAGUGCUGCUUUAGCUGCUGCUGAUGAUUGGCUGCUUGCUUAUGCACCAACCAGUAGGAAUACUAAUACUGGCCUACGCCCGGUUUCUUCUUAUUCUAGUUUGAAUUCAUACCAGCCUAAGCUUUCAAUCAGUGCUCACAAAUUCAACUCUAUGGUUCAGGAGCUUUUUGAAGACGUAGGGACACUUGAAAUCCUACAAUUGGAUGGCCUUGCAUUAGAAGGACUUCACCAAGUGUUUAAUUUCUAUGUCAAGCUGUUAAUAAAUGCAAUGCCAGGUUCAGCUGUCACUGAGAAUCUAGAAAGCACAGGACACAAAAUUGUUAAGAUUGCUGAGACAGAAAAACAACAGAUAGCAUUGCUAGCUAAUGCAAUAUUGCUAGCAGAUGAGCUGCUACCGCGUGCUGUAAUCAAACUUUCACAUGGCACAAAAGGUGACGACUCUCAUAAAAGAGUAUCAGAUAAACAAAGACCUCCGGAACAGCGUGAACUGAAGAAAAGACUCCAGCGCGAAGUUGAUCGUCUGAGAGACAGUUUCUGCAGACAGCAUGCCCUUGAACUGAUCUUCACAGAAGAUGGAAUCCCACUUUUGAAUGCUCAAAUGUAUUUGGAUAUGGAGGAGAAAGGGGAGAUACCUGAAUGGUUUCCUUCUCCAAUUUUUCAGGAGCUUUUUGUAAAGCUUACCGGAGUGGCAGGCAUUGCAUCAGAUGUAUUUGUGGGAAGAGAAAGGUUUGCAACUAUUUUAUUGAUGAGACUUGCAGAAGCAGUGAUACUAUGGCUUUCUGAUGACCAAGAUUUUUGGGCAAAUGUUGAAACAGGACAAACUCCUUUGGGUCCUCUCGGCCUUCAACAGCUUUAUUUGGACAUGCAAUUUGUGAUGAUAUUUUCAUCCCAAGGUCGUUACUUAUCUCGUCAUCUGCAUCAAGCUAUUAAAAACAUUAUUGGAAGGGCUAUCGAUGCUGUUGCUGCUACAGGGCUAGAUCCGAACAGUGUCUUGCCAGAGGAUGAGUGGUUUGUUGAAGUUUCUGAAAUAACUAUAAAGAUGAUAACUGGGAAUGCCGCCUUUGACAAUGUAGAGGAAGAUGCUUAUAGUCCCACUUGAUCAGCCCAAGCAUAAAUAUAAUCAAUGUCAUUAAUCCAUUCUCAAGGAAAGUGAUUACAGCUUAUCAUGUUGUAGAGACCAAAAGGGAAACAAGAAAUUGAAGUAUAAAGAGUUAAUGUUAUAGUCUACCACGUGAUUUGUAGCUACUUCUACAUUAUCUUUUACAACAUAACCACCAUAGCUACUCCUGCCUAUUUUGUGAGGAGUAAAUUAAGAAGAGAAUCAAAAACUAAACAUUAUUUUGUGUGUAUUAUGAAUUUAUAAUGCUGGUGAACUUCAUUGAUUUUAAGAA